UUGAAGGCUGAGGCUCAGUCUGUGCUCCAAUGGCUGCAUUCUCUGUGACUGCCACCAUUUCACCUUCUCCUUCUCCAUGCCUUCAUCGACGACGUCGUUUUUUCACCCUUUCAUCUUCAACCCAUCCGCACGUACUUCAUUCCCAAUCUAUCAUAUUGUCUACUUAUCAUUAUUUUUCUGCAUUUCGGGAAACACAUAAUAAUGACAAAAUCCUUUAUUCGUGAAUUCAUGGACUAUACGGCUUCAAAAUUCUAUUUUUUUCCCCCUUUCUUUGAUUUUUCUGGAGUUUAGUUUAGACCCCUGCUUUAUGGGAUUUUCUUCCUUAAAUUUGCUCUUUUUUUAGCUCCAUGGUUAUACGGAGUAUGCUUUAAAACGCUAUCUUUCACUAUUUUAGGGUGCACUGCUUCAAAAUCGGAAAAUUGGGAUUUUCAGGAUGCAGGGGCUCAGACCCUUUUCUUUCAAUUGGAGGAGGAUUCAAGCAAGAUGCCGAUGCCAAUGAAGCAAUGAAAUGUACUGCCGAAACUGAUAGCCUGAUAGGUGUGCUGGGUGAAGCAGAUUCUCACCAAGAUGGAAGUAAAACUUUUCUCAAGGUACGUGACAGAAGUAUUGAAGGAUGGUUGCAAUUUGCUGAAAGAGUCUCUGGUGAAUGGGAUGGAUUUGGUGCGGACUUCAGUAAUGAAGGGAAGGCAAUUGAACUGCCACAGUCGGUGGUGCCUGAAGCAUACCGAGAGUGGGAGGUUAAAGUAUUUGAUUGGCAGACUCAAUGCCCCACCCUUGCUGAACCAGAGGAUCAUGUUCUUGAAUACAAGUCCAUUCAGUUACUUCCCACUGUUGGAUGUGAGGCGGAUGCUGCAACACGGUACAGUGUGGAUGAGAGGAAAGUGGGAAGGGAAAAUAAUGCAGUUACUGCCUUUGCUUAUCAGUCCAGUGGCUCUUACGUUGCUAUCUGGCAAAAGGAGGACAACUUGUUAGAGUUGGAGUACUGCUUGAUCAGUCCUCAAGAUUUUGAAUCUCGGGUUAGGAUUAUUCAGUUUAUCCAUGUAUUAAGCAAUACAAAGAUGGUGCUACAGAAUAUUAGAGUAUUUCGUGAGCACUGGUAUGGGCCAUUCAAAAAUGGUGAACAACUAGGAGGUUGUGCUAUCCGUGAUUCUGCCUUUGCUUCUACCGCACCCAUGACUGCUUCAGAAGUUGUUGGUAUCUGGCAGGGAUCUAAAGCUGUCGCCACAUUUGGCACUCCAAACACUGAGAUGUUUCAAGAGCUUCUAGAUGACAAAGUGGAGAAUUCUGUCAGAGAUGGAGACAACAACAUAUUACUUCCUAAGCAACUGUGGUGUUCGCUUAAACAAAGCAAGGAUGGUGAAACUCUAAGUGAAGUGGGAUGGCUUUUAGAUCAUGGGCAGGCAAUCACAUCAAGUUGCCUAUUCUCAAGCACUGCAAAGCUGAAGGAAAUAUCAAUAGCUCUAGAAACUAGAGCCUUGGAAUAUGUAUAGCCAUAGUGACAAUCCACUCUGAUCAAAAUUUACUUGUUUGAUCAAAUAAUAACCAAAUAGGCAGAAAGAGUGGUAAGACUACUCAUUACUUGUAAGGCUAUUUAUCAUUAUUUUAAGCUUAUCAUUCUUAUUACUUGUUUGGUUAUGGUAAGAUUAAUUUAAAAUUAAUGGCAAGUAUAUAUAUGUUUUUUUU
Molecule: messenger RNA, 1683 nt
Organism: Gastrolobium bilobum
Lineage: Eukaryota; Viridiplantae; Streptophyta; Magnoliopsida; Fabales; Fabaceae
Exons: 5
Coding region: 504-1490 (328 amino acids)
Source: RefSeq, a predicted model, not a curated record